GUGAAAUGCAAACAUCUGGUGCAUGGGGUUUAAGUCAUUACCCCUCUUUUUUUCUUUAUUCGGAGCUGUAGGGGAAGAGGUUGUCAGCUGCUUGACAGCUCCUGAUCGAGAUGCCUGGGAGCCGGUUCUGUCAGACUCCAGGAUCCUGAAGGAAGCGCUGGACGGGUGUCUUGCAAGGAGAAAGUGUUAAUGUUUUCCCAGUGUCUCCUCUGCCUAAGAAAUCGUCAUGUAAAGCACUUCGUUGGCAGUUGCCCAGAUGUAUGAAGGCUGCAAGGCUUACCGUUGAAACUGAACCGUUUCUCAGCAAGGGAAACAGAGCCACAUGUUUGCAACGUAAAUUGGAGACUCGGAAGAAGAAUGCUUCUGUACCGAAUUCCCAGAAGGUACAGUUUUCCUGUGGACAGCUUUGGAUGUAAAUCCAGAAAGAUUAAUGCCUGGAUUUGAGAGACACUUAGUGUACACAGAAAAAUUGGCUUUCUCUCAGUUUUCCCAGAUGUAUUGUCUCCUCUGUAUACCGGGAACACACACAACUAUGUAAACUGCAGAUGUAAUCGUGGAGUUGUAUAACCUUUUGAGUUAUAUGAGAAGUGUUACGGAGCCUGGGUACCAGGCAUUGUUUCACAAUACAACCAGUUGAACUGUCAUAUGUUGCAUGGUCAUCACAAACAUUCAUUUGCAUGGAAUGACACCCAUCACUCUGCAUAGAAGCUAACCUGCAAGAAAGGUUAGCUGAACAUCUUGAUCUAUGACCAGUUCCACACAACAGAUGUAUAUAAGAUGAAUCGUUACAUCUGUCACCGAAGAUGCUGAAGGUGUAUUGCUGUUUUUGACGGGUACCAGGAAGACUGUCUAGAAAAUGGCUCAAACCAGUUUGCUGCAGGGAAAGCAGUUUUACUGUAGGGAGUGGGUUUUCCACAAGCUUCAGCACUGCCUCCAGGAGAAAGCUAACUGCAGCAACAGUGCUGCCAACAAACUAUCUCUUGUGGCAAAUUCUGGGAAUAAUGUUGGCGUUGGCUCUGGGAAAGGAGUUGCCUGGGGUGUGCUGUUGGUAGGAGGGCCUGGUAGUGGAAAGACAGCCCUCUGCACUGAGUUAUUGUGGCCAAGCUCACCUGCAAGCUUACAGAGAGGCUUACAUCGCCAGGCUCUAGCCUUCCACUUCUGCAGGGCCCAAGACUCUGACACAUUGUGUGUUGGUGGGUUUAUUAGAGGCUUAGUUAAACAGAUCUGCCGGAGUGGACUCAUUCAGGGAUAUGAGGACAAACUAAGAGAUCCUGCAAUUCAAAGUCUCUUGCAGCCUGGGGAAUGUGAGAGGAACCCUGCUGAAGCAUUUAAAAGGUGCAUUCUGCUCCCUCUUUUGGGGUUAAAGCCUCCCCAGCAGAGCCUCUUUCUGCUUGUAGAUUCAGUGGAUGAAGGCUGUAAUAUUGCUGAAGGUGAACAGAAUUCUGCAGGCUUAUCUGGAACUAUAGCAGAACUUUUAGCUGGUCACUAUGAAUUCUUCCCUCCAUGGUUGCUUCUCCUCUGUUCUGCCCGCAAGCAGAGUAAAGCUGUUACAAAAAUGUUUACAGGUUUUCGAAAAAUAAGUCUGGAUGAUCUCCGAAAGGCAUAUAUUGUGAAAGAUGUGCAACAAUAUAUUCUCCAUCGUCUAGAUCAAGAAGAAGCACUGAGACAGCAUCUUACUAAAGAAACUGCAGAAAUGUUGAACCAGCUUCACAUCAAAAGUAGUGGUUGCUUUUUGUAUCUAGAACGUGUUCUAGAUGGAGUUGUAGAAAAUUUUAUUAUGCUAAGAGAGAUCCGUGACAUUCCUGGAACAUUAAAUGGCCUAUAUCUCUGGCUCUGUCAAAGACUUUUUGUGAGAAAACAAUUUGCAAAGGUCCAGCCCAUUCUGAACGUGAUUCUUGCAGCUUGUAGGCCACUGACCACAACAGAAUUGUAUCAUGCAGUGUGGACCAAAAACAUGACAUUGACUAUGGAAGACUUUCAACGCAAAUUAGAUGUUCUAUCAAAAGUUCUUGUUGAUGGGCUAGGAAAUACAAAAAUUUUGUUUCACUACAGUUUUGCAGAAUGGCUGUUGGAUGUAAAGCACUGUACACAGAAAUACUUAUGUAAUGCUGCAGAAGGACAUAGAAUGCUAGCAAUGAGUUAUACUUGUCGAGCCAAGGAUUUGACACCGUUAGAAGCUCAAGAAUUUGCAUUGCAUCUAAUUAACUCAAAUUUGCAGUUAGAGACUUCUGAGUUGGCUUUGUGGAUGAUAUGGAAUGGCACACCUGUCAAAGACUCUUUAUCCACUUUAAUCCCUAAAGAACAGGAAGUACUGCAGCUACUAGUAAAAGCUGGUGCUCAUGUCAACAGUGAAGAUGACCGAACAUCUUGCAUUGUACGGCAGGCUCUGGAAAGAGAAGAUUCCAUUAGGACUCUGUUAGAUAAUGGAGCAUCAGUUAACCAGUGUGAUUCAAAUGGGAGAACACUCUUAGCAAAUGCUGCGUAUAGUGGCAAUCUUGAUGUAGUUAAUUUACUUGUUUCUAGGGGAGCAGAUUUAGAGAUAGAAGAUACUCAUGGGCAAACAGCACUUACUUUAGCUGCUCGACAAGGACAUACCAAGGUUGUUAAUUGUUUGAUUGGAUGUGGGGCUAAUGUGAAUCACACUGAUCAUGAUGGUUGGACAGCAUUACGGUCUGCAGCUUGGGGGGGUCACACUGAAGUGGUUUCUGCACUUCUUUAUGCUGGAGUAAAAGUGGACUGUGCAGAUGCUGACAGUCGAACAGCCUUAAGAGCAGCAGCCUGGGGAGGACAUGAAGAUAUAGUUCUGAAUUUGCUACAGCAUGGUGCUGAAGUCAACAAAGCUGAUAAUGAAGGUCGAACAGCUUUGAUUGCAGCAGCAUAUAUGGGCCACAAAGAGAUUGUGGAGCACCUGCUGGACCAUGGUGCAGAAGUAAAUCAUGAGGACGUGGAUGGAAGGACUGCUCUGUCUGUUGCUGCACUUUGUGUACCUGCUAGUAAGGGACAUGCUUCAGUAGUUAGCCUUUUAAUUGACCGUGGUGCUGAAGUUGAUCAUUGUGACAAAGAUGGUAUGACUCCAUUGCUGGUAGCUGCGUAUGAAGGACAUGUAGAUGUUGUUGACUUACUUUUAGAAGGAGGAGCUGAUGUAGAUCAUACUGACAACAAUGGUCGUACACCCCUUCUUGCAGCAGCCUCCAUGGGCCAUGCUUCAGUUGUAAAUACUCUUUUAUUUUGGGGUGCAGCUGUAGAUAGCAUUGAUAGUGAAGGGCGAACAGUCCUUAGUAUAGCCUCUGCACAAGGUAAUGUUGAAGUAGUGCGUACUCUGCUGGACAGAGGGCUAGAUGAAAAUCAUAGAGAUGAUGCUGGAUGGACACCUUUGCACAUGGCAGCUUUUGAAGGCCACAGGCUGAUAUGUGAAGCACUUAUAGAACAAGGUGCUAGAACAAAUGAAAUUGAUAAUGAUGGGCGUAUACCUUUCAUACUGGCUGCACAAGAAGGUCACUAUGAUUGUGUACAGAUAUUACUGGAAAAUAAAUCUAACCUUGAUCAGAGAGGCUAUGAUGGGAGAAAUGCUCUCCGUGUUGCUGCCCUAGAAGGUCACAGAGAUAUAGUUGAACUGCUUCUUAGCCACGGAGCAGAUGUGAACUACAAAGAUGCUGAUGGUCGGCCAACGCUCUAUAUCUUGGCUUUAGAAAAUCAGCUUACCAUGGCUGAGUAUUUUUUAGAAAAUGGUGCGAAUGUAGAAGCAAGUGAUGCUGAGGGAAGGACCGCACUUCAUGUUUCCUGCUGGCAGGGCCAUUUGGAGAUGGUGCAGUUACUAAUAACAUACCAUGCAGAUGUAAAUGCUGCAGAUAAUGAGAAAAGGUCUGCUUUGCAGUCUGCUGCAUGGCAAGGUCAUGUGAAGGUAGUUCAGCUUUUGAUCGAGCAUGGAGCCUUAGUUGACCAUACAUGUAAUCAAGGUGCUACUGCACUCUGCAUUGCAGCCCAAGAAGGACACAUUGAUGUUGUGCAAAUUUUACUGGAACAUGGUGCUGAUCCAAAUCAUGCAGACCAGUUUGGACGCACUGCUAUGCGUGUUGCAGCCAAAAAUGGACAUUCUCAAAUUAUUAAAUUACUGGAAAAAUAUGGUGCAUCUAGUCUAAAUGGCUGCACUCCAUCUCCAGUCCACACAAUGGAACAAAAGCCCUUGCAGUCAGUCUCAUCAAAAAUGCAGUCAUUAACAAUAAAAUCAAAUAGUUCAGGGAGCACUGGUGGAGGUGAUAUGCAGCCUGCUAUGCGUGGUUUGUCUAAUGGGCCUGCUCAUGCUUUCAGUUCUCCUUCAGAAUCGCCAGAUUCUACAGUUGACCGUCAGAAAUCAUCCUUAUCAAAUAAUUCCCUGAAAAGUUCCAAAAACUCAUCUCUACGUACCACCUCAUCUACAGCAACCGCACAAACAGUUCCCAUUGAUAGCUUCCAUAGUAUGUCAUUUACGGAACAAAUACAGCAACAUUCACUGCCACGUAGCAGAAGCAGGCAGUCGAUUGUUUCUCCUUCAUCCACUACUCAUUCAUUAAGUCAGAACCAUAAUUCACCAAGUAGUGAAUUUGAAUGGAGCCAAGUAAAACCUAGUUUGAAAUCAACUAAAGCAAACAAAGGAGGGAAGACAGAAAACUCCAGCAAAUCUGGCUCUGCUGGGAAAAAGAUUAAGCAGAGCAGCUCCUCUCAACCAAAAGUUUUAGAAUAUGAAAUGACUCAGUUUGAUAAACGAGGACCUAUUGCCAAAUCUGGGACCAGUGCACCACUUAAAGCAAUGCCAGCAGAGCCUCAGUGCAAAAUUUUAGUUCCUCCAGCUCAGCAGGAAGUUGGUCGAUCUCAGCAACAAUUCUUAAUUCACCAACAGAGUGGGGAACAGAAGAAGAGAAAUGGAAUAAUGACAAACCCAAAUUAUCAUCUUCAGAGCAAUCAGGUUUUUCUUGGGAGAGUUUCUGUCCCACGAACAGUACAGGACAGAGGACAUCAGGAAGUUCUGGAAGGCUAUCCUCCUGCAGAGACAGAAUUAAGCCUUAAGCAAGCCUUAAAACUUCAGAUUGAGAGCAAUGACCCAAGCUUCAAUUACAAAAAGGAAACACCAUUGUAAAAGGCGAAUUCAAGAUGCUAUGAAUAGAAGUGCUUCUGCUGGGAAUGAUUAAUCAGCUGGCUGGGAUGAAAGCAUAUGAUGCUUGUUAGUCCAACUAUAAAACUAAGAAUGUGAUUAUUGCAGUACAGUUACCUUAAUUACUGUAAUGUGCCUAAAUUUUAAGGCUGCCUUCUCGAUGUGUAACCCUCUGUGCUUCAGAAAUUUAUUUUGUGUACUUUGUACUUACCACACAGAAUAAGCACUUUUUUUUGUUAAUUGCAGAAAGAUACAUGCUCUGUUUCCCCUGACAACAGCUGAAAGUUGUAAAAGCAAGGAAUUUUUGAUUUCCUAUUCCAGAAUGCUUGAUAAAUGUGCAUGUGCCACAGUGGACUGUGUAUAGAAAGGCAGUGCUUUUUGUAUUUAUUUUCCUGUGGCAAAAGAAACUAAGCAUACAGUUUAAAUCACAUUUGCAUUGCUGUAAUGUAUGGUCAGUUUCCUGUGUAUUUCAAAAGUUCUCUCAAGAAAAAAUAAGUCUUGUUACAGUAUUUGAUAAACUCCAGUACUUGUGUGUUCUAUCUGUAAAACAACUCUGUUUAGCGGUAAAAAGGAACAAGUUUAUAAUCACAUACCAAACCUCUGGGAUUUUUUUAUUAUAAAAUCUAAUCUAUAGAACACCAAAUCUGGGUGUUAUAGACUGGCUACCACUGAAGAUGAUAGGAACCACGUUUGUAUAUUCGGGGCCAAAAUGUAGCCAUACUGAAUAGCCCAAAUUACUGUAUGAUAAACAUUUAAGUUAAGUUGCUUUAUGCGUUUUUGUAUUACAAGAUAUAAUAUAAGGCCUGAUUCUGUGUUUGGUUACACCUUCAUAAAUCAGGUAUAACUCUAAAUAAAAACACAUAAUUUUUUACUUGUGUGACACUUGCAUGAGGAAGCAAAAUUAGACCUGCUUAGCUUGACAAGUGACAGUAUGAAUCCCCUUUCAUUCCAGAAGGAGGAACAUACAAAGCUCACUAAUGGUUUAACUGCAUCACUCACGGGUCAUACAACAGUUGUUUGUUCCUGAAAAUGCAAGUUAUGUUAUACUGUUCACUUUUAUAUGUCUUUGCCCUUUAGAAAAUGAAAAUCAUUUUCUACACGAGUAUUUCCUUUAAAGGCCUGAGAUUAAUUUUUUCUCUUGCUACAAUUCAGGUCAUUCCCAGAAUAGUAUGAUACAAAGUUGUCAUGAUGAGUUUUCAUAACUGUUGAAUUGGAUUAUGUCAUCUAUUCAUAAAUUUAGAUAAAUUGACAUUUAAUGCUAUACUUACACAUUCUGGGGGGCUAACAUCCAAAUAUUUUAUUGUCAAAAUUAACAGUCAAUAGAAUAUACAUAAAUUUUGAUUUUUUUUUAAGCAAUGCACCUCAUUCUUUACUUACGUUAUUAAAUGUAAAAAGAAAACCUUUUAUAGUCAGGCAUUCAGUGUGUAGUAAAAUGUAAUGUUAAAAGUUGACACACAGCAAUAUUUAAUAAUUCUGAGGUGAAUGUUUCAAGUAUUGAACUUCUGUCCCUGUGGGACAUUUAUAAAAUAAACAUGAUGGAACUCUUGCAAAAUAGCCUUAAGAAUGUUAAUGGCUUAAUAAGGAGAGAGGGCCAAAAUGUUUCAUCAAACUUGUUCUGAACCUCAAGUACAGUGCAUUUGCAAUACUGUGCAAGAAUAAAGCAUUUCUUUCUUAUUAGGUGUAUGUUUUGUUUCUGUAGAAAGAGAUUCCUGAAGGCUUACUUUUUCUACUGACCUUGAUUGUCAUUGGGAUAUAUUUAUUUAAUCUUAUUGUUUUAUUACAAAAUGCACCUUGUGCCAGAAUGCACAGAUAUGGCCAGUUUCACAAGGGGCUACCAUUUCCAGACAGCUUUACAUUUUUGUAUGGAUAAUAUUUACAGUUGAAACAGUUGGUGGGGAAACUCAACAUAUUAAUUAACAAGUCAACUGAAAGACCUGUUGAAAAGUUACUUUCAGAAUAAUAAUAAUAAUAAUAAAAAACACAGUUCCUGCAGAUUAAGUAUUGUUUUGGAGUAGAGUAUGAACAGCUCUAUUAAAACAUCCAGUUUGACAAGGGUGUGAAAUAUUCCAUAUUGUUUUUUGUGUAUGAUUUUAUUAUCAUAGUUUUUCUCCCAUGCAAAAAACCCAAAAUGAAUAUCCCCCAAAUGUUAGCAAUUCCAUUUGGAAUUUUUAAAUAUUGGGUAACUUUCUGCUCUUUUACAUUCAUACAGUCAUCUAGAAAUCAGUAGGGUUGGGUGGUUGUAACUCAGCAGAGUUUUGCUGGUCAGAGUCUUUGUCUCAUCCAGCUCUGACUACAAUAUAAAUCACUGUGCCAUUAGUCCUCUUUCCCUUGGUCCAUUUCAUUGAUUCCCUUUAAACCAUCCAAAUGAGAUUGCAGAGUCAUGAUGGACAAGUUAGGAAAAGGACUGCCUUGUGAAUAUUAACAUCAGUACUGUAUGCAUGUGGAGAAAGUCUUCAAAAGAAAAACAUAUUGAAAGAUAAUGAGGCAAAUGAUGUCUUUUGUCCUCUUUGUGAUCAGUAUUAAAAGUAUUACCAUUUAUUUAAAAAUAAAAUAAUGUUUUCUUUCAUCAGUUACUCUGCUAUGCAAAUGUCUUAUGCUUACUAUCCUCCAUCCAAACUCUUCAAUUAACUUGGUUUGAAGAUAGACUGUUUUUCCUGGUUUGGGUUGUAAAUAGCCUACAAUGUACAUUGAAUGAAUUUCACAUUGUAAAAUUUUUAUUUUAUUCCUUGUAUUAUAUUAAGCAAAAAUCCCUAUGUAUAUGAAAAGUGCAUAAUAAAUAUAUUUGCUUUUCAGCAGA
This is a messenger RNA of Gavialis gangeticus (Gharial), 7925 nucleotides long. It is a transcript of the gene ANKRD50, whose product is annotated as ankyrin repeat domain 50. The transcript is spliced from 4 exons. Lineage: Eukaryota; Metazoa; Chordata; Crocodylia; Gavialidae. Gene Ontology annotation, molecular function: protein binding. The coding region runs from base 857 to 5113 and encodes 1418 amino acids. The record is from RefSeq and is a predicted model, not a curated record.